Molecule: messenger RNA, 1285 nt
Organism: Liolophura sinensis
Lineage: Eukaryota; Metazoa; Mollusca; Polyplacophora; Chitonida; Chitonidae
Product: UDP-galactose transporter senju-like
Exons: 5
Coding region: 121-1176 (351 amino acids)
Biological process (GO): pyrimidine nucleotide-sugar transmembrane transport
Cellular component (GO): Golgi membrane
Molecular function (GO): pyrimidine nucleotide-sugar transmembrane transporter activity
Source: RefSeq, a predicted model, not a curated record
AUGUUGCUGUUGUUGUCAACUGCGGCGUGUGCCUGAAUCCAGUAUAUAUAGGAUUGCAGGGGCAGAUAAGGAAGGCGUCAUACAUGGGUUGAGCAACGCGCACAUUGACAAGAGCUGAUAAUGGCAGGCCUGUGCUCAGGGGAACUUUUCCCCACGAAAGCCAGUUUUCUCGUGUUUGUAUCGUACAUGGGACUAUUUAUCAAUCAGGGUAUUCUGGUGACAGCUAGCAGGAAAGCAGGGCAGAAGACGUACAAUUACAAUACUGUGACUGUGGUGCUCCUGACAGAGUGCGUCAAGCUGGUGGCUGCUGUUAUCUUCUUUCUACGCGAGAAGAGCCUGAAGGAACUAUUCCAUGACAUAGUAACUCACAAGAAAGUUUUGGCAUACUACUUUAUCCCAGCCUCACUGUACUGCCUUUACAACAACCUACAAUUUGUCAACUUGGCAGCCUAUGACCCGACAACUUAUUACCUACUGCUUCAAUUUAGGGUUGUCGUGACUGGAAUUCUAUUUCAGAUAUUAUUCCGCAAACAGUUGAGCCGCAUCCAGUGGUUGUCCCUGGUCCUGUUGACUGUAGGUUGUAUCAUCAAGGAGACCCAUCACAGCUCCGGCCAUGAGAGCAACACAGAGAGGUCUUGGUGGUCGUACGUCGAUCCUCAUCUUGCCCUCAUCAUGGUGCAGGUCUUCAGUUCUUGUGGUGCCGGCGUCUACAAUGAGUUCCUGCUCAAAGUCACCGGCUUUGAGGUGCACAUCAUGGUGCAGAAUGUCUUCAUGUAUAUCAACUCGAUCGUGUGUAACCUGGUUGCCUUGGCGAUCCGCGGUCAGCUUACAGAUGCGUUUACCUCGGCAGAGUUCUCUGUCAUUGUACAGCCCAUUGUUCUUGGUAUCAUGGUGAACAACGCCGCCAUCGGAAUUGUCACCAGCCUCUUUCUUCGCUCACUUAAUUCUAUUUUGAAAACUUUCGCCAGUGCCUUAGAGCUUUUGUUUACAGCUGUUCUGUGUUGGAUCAUUUUUGGUAUCCAGGUGGAUAUUUUCACAAUAGUGUCUAUUUUUAUUGUUAGUGCUGCUACUUUUCUUUACGCCCAGCAUCCCGUGGUGAAUCAGCCAAAAGGAAUCCUACCUCUGACAACUGAGUCUGCUGAAAAUCAACAUCAUCAAAAGAAUGGUCACUCUUAGUAGUCGUCUUGUGAGGUUUGUACAGUAGAGUGGUGAAUGAUGUAGUCUGUCUGAGGUUUGUAUAGUAGAGUGGUGACUGAUGUAGUCAGUGUGAGGUUUGUACAGUAGA